AUGAAAGCCCUCGCUCUCCUCGGACUGGCGGUGCCGUCCGCUCUCGCAUUGGGCAUCCCCGCACAGCAGGCGAUAUUCUCCGGCUCGGGCCUCUCCCACAAGAACCUCGCCCUCAAGCCCUCCGCCCGGGAAAUCUGCCCGCAGGCGCCCAAAGUCGCCCCGCCCCAUGACGGACUGCACUCUUCCUUGACGUUCCUGAAGGACGAGGCCUUCCGCGCCCGCCAGGCCAAGCGGCUAUCACGGGCGGUGCAGGUGCCCACGACCGUCGGCGACUUCGCGACUGACCCCUACGAUGAGUCCUUCGAGCCCAUUGUGGAGUUCCAGGCACUUCUGAAGGAACUCUUCCCACUCGUCCACGCCAAGGCAGAUGUUGAGCACAUCAACCGACUCGGUCUGGUCUUCACGCUGCAGGGCGUCGACCCCACCCGCAAGCCCAUUCUCUUCAUGGCACAUCAGGACGUCGUACCCAUCGACGACCCAUCCGACUGGACGCACCCGCCCUUCGCGGGCGUCUUCGACGGCGAGUGGAUCUGGGGUCGUGGCUCGAGUGACUGCAAGAACGUGUUGAUCGGACUCCUAUCCACCGUGGAAGACCUGCUCUCACAAAACUGGCAGCCGCAGCGCACCGUCUUGCUAGCUUUCGGCUACGAUGAAGAAUCGCACGGGUUCCUGGGCGCGGGCUCCAUUGCCGCGGCCCUCGAGAAGAAGUACGGCAAGGACAGCUUCGAGUUCAUCCUGGACGAAGGUGGCAUGGGUCUCCAGAACCUGGGUGAUGACAAUCAGGUGCUGUACGCUCUGCCUGGUGUUGGUGAGAAGGGUAGUCUCGAUCUCGUCUUGGAGAUGGCCGUCCCAGGAGGUCACAGCUCUGUCCCACCCGCUCACACGGGAAUCGGCAUCAUGGCCGAGAUCAUCUACGAGCUGGAGCGACAAGAGCUCUUCUCUCCCCACCUGGAUCCUUCGCACCCUUCGUACGGCAUGCUCGAGUGCCAAGCGCGGUACUCACCUGAUUACGUCGAGUCCUGGCUAUCCGACAAGCUGGCCCAGGAUGAUGCCGAGGCCCUAGGCGAAGCAGUAGCCCAGUCGCGCGGUCCCGCCGUGCGAUAUACUCUGCAGACCUCCCAAGCCGCGGACCUGAUCCACGGCGGGGUCAAAACUAACGCCCUACCGGAAAAGAUCUCGGCCAUUGUGAACUACCGCGUAGCGCUACACAUGACGCCCGACCAGCUGCGCGAGCGCGCUGUGCGCAUCAUCCGCCCCAUCGCCGCGGCCCACAAUAUCACCCUACAUGUUAAUUUCCCUGGCCUUACUAAGACCGACGAUAGGUUCGGCGGCUCCGGUGACCGCACACUCACGCUUUCACCGCUCUUGGAGGCCCUGAGCCCAGCCCCAAUCUCCCCAACCGACCCGCUCACCUCCAAGACCUGGGCCCGAUUCUCCGGCGUCGCACGCAGCGUCUUCGAGUCGCACCCAAACCCGAUGGUCACAUCGCAGUCAGAGGCAAACAUCAACUCCGAAUCAAACCCGACGGUUGUCGUGACGGGUGACAUCAUGACUGGAAAUACCGACACGCGGUUCUACUGGUCUCUCUCGGAGAACAUUUACCGCUGGAGCCCCUCGCGCCAGGGUGGCACUCUGAACAUUCACACUGUGGAUGAGCGGAUCCGGCUAGAUGUACACCUGGAGGGCAUGAUGCUGUACUAUGGUAAUUCAUCUCUUCCCUUCCCUUCUCUUAUUAUCGUGUUUUGA
This is a messenger RNA of Penicillium canariense, 1746 nucleotides long. RefSeq names its product Gly-Xaa carboxypeptidase (gene cps1). Lineage: Eukaryota; Fungi; Ascomycota; Eurotiomycetes; Eurotiales; Aspergillaceae. Gene Ontology annotation, molecular function: metallocarboxypeptidase activity. The record is from RefSeq and is a predicted model, not a curated record. The transcript has 2 exons. Bases 1 to 1746 code for a protein of 581 amino acids. Gene Ontology annotation, cellular component: fungal-type vacuole lumen.